UUCUUCCUCCCCGUCCCGUCGCUUGGCUGCUGCAGAAGUCGCCGUCUCCCCACCGUCUCUUGCUCCCUCCGCGGCUUUGACGUCGCCUCGCUCGCAAUGAACUCCCUCCUGAGGCCGCCGCUGCCGGGGCUGACGCCGAUCCUGAGCGCGAGGCGCAGGGUCUCGCCGCCGCAAGCAGCGCCGGUGCGGGUCGGCUCGGCGGAGCUGGCCGGCGGCGGCGGGCGCAGAUGCCGGCGAGGGCUGGCAGUGGUGGCGUCGGCGGCUCCGUCGUGGAUGGAGGAGGCUGGGGUGGACGUGCUGGAGGAGGGCGGGCGUUGGAACCCGUCGGUGUCGGACUCGUACCGCCCGACGGGGCUGCCGCGGCCCAACGCCACGGUGCUGGAGGCGCAGGCGCGGGUGUGCACGGGCCCCGCACAGACGCGCCCGCUCGGGGAGGAGCAAGCCAUGCGCGUCCUCGACACUAUCCUCCGCUCCGCGAUGGGAGAACUCAAAGAGGAGCCAGUCUCUAGUGCACAGUUAGGUGCAUUUUUUGCAGGCAUGACAAUCAGAGCUAACUCAUUUCCAGAGGCCACACAGUGGAGCGAGGGAGAGCGACGUGCCAUGAGCAUAUUUUGGCCACGCCUUGUACAAGUUCUUCCUCCUGAGGUGAAGUUUAUAGCAGAUCCUGAAGGGACGAUCAUGGGUGCAAAUGGUUUAACAGGGCCUCGGUAUGUUGGCCAAGGAACUGGGGAGAUGAGACUCGUUGGUGCUCUGAGGGAAGUGCUUGCUGGUGGCCAUUUAGGUUAUGAGGAGGUUCAAUGUGUACUAAAGGAUAUUCUACCAAUUGGAUCAAGUUCAGAUUUGACGGAGGUUAGUGAAGCACUGCUAGCGGCAUUUUUGAUUGGACAGCGGAUGAAUAGAGAAACUGAUCGUGAGCUCAAAGCGUAUUGCCUAGCCUUUGAUGAUGAACUAGGUCCUCCUCCGGUUGCUGACAUCAAGUCCUUGACACACUAUGGUGAACCAUAUGAUGGAAAUACACGAUUUUUUAGGAAUACUCUAUUUGUUGCAGCGGUUCGAUCCUGCUAUGGUGAAUCGUGCCUCCUCCAUGGUGUUGAAUGGAUGCCACCCAAGGGUGGAAUAACAGAAGGACAAAUGCUUAAAUUCAUGGGCGCAAACAUACACUUAUCUCCAACACAAGCCAAGAUACUGUUGGAGGAUGAGACUACUGGUUUUGCAUAUUUGAAUCUUCAAGAAGCUUGUCCCCCAUUAUAUUCGAUUAUUGGGCUCAGGGAGCAUAUUAAGAAACGGCCACCAUUGGCUACCUCUGAGAAAGUUCAACAAUUUGUGAGGGCACGGGGGAGAGAAUCAAUGAUUGCAGGAUUUUAUCAUGAAGGCUAUGAAGAUCCCUUGCUUAUGCUGAUGAGAAGAAGAACUGUUCAUGCUGGACUAGUUGUAAAGGGUGAAGAAGGUGCGCUUUCAAUGACAACCAAGGAAAGAUCAGCUCAUGCAUCAAAAGGACUUCCUGUUAACCACUGUUCAGGGUUUCGGACACCAAACAACAUAGAUUCCUCUGAGACUGAUGGUAUUUCUAGAGAAAGCUUCAGGGUCAUUGUGAAUGCCCAGGAACUUGGUUUUGAAUCCACCGAAACUCCAAGAACUGAUAGAUCAAUUCUAAAGAACUUGGAGCUCGGUCUGGCAGCACUAGGCGGCGAGAAAGGAGCAGCCUAUGACCGAAUAGUUCUUAAUGCAGCUAUGGCUGACCACUUGCUAGGCUGCAGCGGAGCCGAGGAUAUCAACACUGCACUUGACCGGGCGAGAGAAGCCAUUGAUAGCGGUGAAGCUCUGAGAAGGCUCAUGAGUUACAUAAAAAUCUCGCACACAGUGUCCUAGUGUUGAUCCGUGACCAAGUACUGAUUGUACAAUUUUGGCUUGAGUCACGGCCGGAUACCUUCUUCCCCGAAUCUGAUUGCCUUCAGCCCUUCCCCACUCAAUGUUACUACAAGCUAGCAUGAAAUAUUCCUUCACCAUCAAGGGCCUGUCAGAAAAAGAAAGAAAAAGAACAGGUGAAAUGAAACAGUGCCUUGUUGAAAAUGGUAGUGACACGGAAUGCUUUGUUAAGAUUUUUGUUUUACCAUGAGAAAAGUUGAUGUUGUGUAACACGUGCAGAUUGUCCUCCUGAGAUGUAUACGAAUCAGAUAAUAGUGGCAUUGUGAAUACUCUACAUAACCUCAUCAAGGCUGAAACCAUAUCAGAUUUUGUUUAUAACAAUCUAUAUGUACCCUUCUUUCUGUA
Molecule: messenger RNA, 2271 nt
Organism: Sorghum bicolor (sorghum)
Lineage: Eukaryota; Viridiplantae; Streptophyta; Magnoliopsida; Poales; Poaceae
Product: anthranilate phosphoribosyltransferase
Exons: 10
Coding region: 97-1869 (590 amino acids)
Biological process (GO): GMP biosynthetic process
Cellular component (GO): cytosol
Molecular function (GO): GMP synthase activity
Source: RefSeq, a predicted model, not a curated record